AUGCCUUCAGUACCCACCCCCACCAAGGCUGGCAUCGUCGAAUCUCAAGCCGGCGAUCGUCACAUCCCAUCAUCUACCCGCCCCGACGGUACGAAACGAAAAGAAAUCAAGAUCCGUCCAGGAUACAAACCACCCGAGGAUGUCGAAGUAUACAAAAACCGGACCGCAGAUGCGUGGAAGAGUCGUGGUAGUAAGGGUCCACCGGGUGCAGAGAGCUUGAAGGACGACACAACCGCAGCGGGAACAGCGGCAAGCAACAAAAAUGCGAAGAGAAGAGAGGCGAGAAAAAAGGCAGCUGAAAAUUCUAAUGAAGGAAAUGGUGAAGUGAAUGGAAGUCAAAUUGAUAAUUGGAGGGACGGGAAGAAGGAUGUUGAGGUGGAAAAGAAGGAAGAGGUUGAUCCGGAGGCCGAGAGAGAAAAGAAGGCGAGGAAUCUGAAGAAAAAGCUGAAGCAGGCCAAGGAUUUGAAGGAGAAGAGUCGGGAGGAGGGGGCCAAGCUACUUCCAGAGCAAUUUGCAAAGGUUAUCAAGAUCAAUGAGUUGAUUAGGGAAUUGGAUCAGCUUGGGUUUGAUGCCGAGGGAGAGCCAAAAGCCAAGGAUGGUGCGAAAUAUAUUUCCAGUACGGAAGAGACAACACCUCCAGAGGAUACGAAGCAAUGA
Molecule: messenger RNA, 657 nt
Organism: Sclerotinia borealis F-4128
Lineage: Eukaryota; Fungi; Ascomycota; Leotiomycetes; Helotiales; Sclerotiniaceae
Source: the annotation of a GenBank genome assembly